Cicer arietinum (chickpea) is the source of this 2846-nucleotide messenger RNA. RefSeq names its product protein IMPAIRED IN BABA-INDUCED STERILITY 1. The record is from RefSeq and is a predicted model, not a curated record. Gene Ontology annotation, cellular component: nucleus; cyclin-dependent protein kinase holoenzyme complex. Gene Ontology annotation, biological process: positive regulation of transcription elongation by RNA polymerase II; protein phosphorylation. Lineage: Eukaryota; Viridiplantae; Streptophyta; Magnoliopsida; Fabales; Fabaceae. Gene Ontology annotation, molecular function: RNA polymerase II CTD heptapeptide repeat kinase activity; ATP binding.
CAAUCAAUCCCAUGCAAAAUUUCCUUAUUGUCUACACAAACCAACCAACCAACGUAUUAAUAGUAUUUUGCAUUUGAGUUAGGGAAUGAAUCAUUGAAAUUGAAAUGCCAAAAAUACAUUCAUACAUACACAUAAAAAAGAUCAAGUUUAUAUGUUUCCGCUGAUUUCGGGACUCUGUUUUUGCAACCCUCAUUAAAAUUCCCAACAUCCACUAUCUUUCCCUCCGCAAUUGCCGGAAAAAGUUAACAAAACAUAAUUUUCUUGUUUUGUGUCGUUCUUAAACAGUUGAAGCUGUUUUCUUUCCCUCUUCCUUUAUCCUCUGCAUUUCAAAGGAACCGGACCGAGUUGAUGAGGCGUUAUUCAUGGGUUGUGUGUUUGUGAAGCAAGGUGUGUCAGUGACGCCAGCCGUUGACCACUCUGUUGACUCGGAGAGAAAUGACAAGAAGAAGAAAAAUAAAAAGAGUACUACUGAGUCAUUUGGAGCGAGUUGGAGUGAGGUGGAUGAGUCAGGGAGAGCGAGUUUGAAUUGUGGUAGUGAGUCUUUGAGUUUCAGGUUAGGGAACCUCAGUAAGUAUGUGGAAGGUGAACAAGCCGCCGCUGGAUGGCCGGCUUGGCUUAGCGCCGUUGCUUCCGAAGCCAUUCAUGGUUGGGUGCCUCUUCGUGGCGAUGCAUUUGAGAAACUUGAUAAGAUUGGGCAGGGUACGUAUAGCAGUGUCUUCCGAGCGAAGGAGAUUGAGACAGGGAAGAUAGUGGCUCUAAAGAAAGUGAGAUUUGACAAUUUUGAGCCAGAAAGUGUAAGGUUUAUGGCACGAGAAAUAAUGAUUCUUAGAAGGCUUGAUCAUCCCAAUAUCAUUAAAUUGGAGGGCUUGAUUACUUCAAGAUUGUCUUGUAGCAUCUACCUUGUAUUUGAGUACAUGGAGCACGAUGUCACGGGACUAUUGUCUAGACCGGAUAUCAUAUUUAGUGAAUCACAGAUUAAAUGUUACAUGAAACAGUUGUUAUCUGGUCUUGAGCACUGUCAUUCAAGGGGUGUAAUGCACCGUGACAUCAAAGGAUCAAAUCUUCUGGUGAAUAAUGAAGGGAUAUUAAAGGUAGCAGAUUUUGGAUUGGCAAACUUCUCGAAUUUCAGUAACAAACAGCCUCUCACUAGUCGUGUUGUCACCUUAUGGUACCGUCCUCCGGAACUUUUGCUUGGUUCAACAGAUUAUGGUGCAUCUGUGGAUCUUUGGAGUGUUGGUUGUGUAUUUGCAGAGCUACUAGUUGGGAAGCCUAUACUUAAGGGACGAACAGAGGUUGAACAAUUGCACAAAAUCUUCAAGCUUUGUGGCUCUCCGCCAGAAGAAUACUGGAAAAAGACCAAACUUCCUCAUGCAACUUUGUUUAAGCCACAGCAACCAUAUGAUAGUUGUCUAAGAGAGACAUUUAAAGAUUUUCCUGCAACUAGUGUAAAUCUGUUACAAACUCUUCUUUCUGUUGAACCAAACAAACGUGGAACUGCCUCAUCUGCUCUCUCAUUGGAGUAUUUCAAAACAAAACCUUAUGCAUGUGACCCAUCAAGCUUACCAGUUUACCCACCUAGCAAAGAGAUUGAUGCAAAACAUGAGGAGGAGUCAAAAAGGAAAAAGAUCAGUGGGCGAGUUUGCGGAAAUGAAACUAGAAGAUCAUCAAGAAAGCCAGUAGGACUGAGUAAAUUACCCCCAGCAGAGGAUUUGACAAGUCAAAUUCAAACUUCACAAAAGAGGGAUGAUAGAUCAGCCCACAUACUGAAACAAGAGAACACUAAAAUAGGUGAGGAGGCACCAAAUCCAUCAAAUAGUAAACCAGAAGAUGCAGACGAUUCUCAUGUGAAGAAUGCAUCUCAAGUAGAAAUUCCCUUUCAUGGACCAUUACAAGUUUCAAAAUCAAGUGGAUUUGCAUGGGCAAAAAGGCGUAAAGAUGACGCUUCAAUUAGAUCCCACACUCGAUCUAUUUCUAAAGGACAUAUAUUCAAUUCAUUAGAAACUUCUACACUAAAUUCAAGAAAUAUUUCUGAUAAUAGAAACAGUGAAAAUAAGGAAAUUUUCGGGGAACGCACCAGCUCCAGAGGUCAUGAUCUAUUUGAAAUUUCUAAGCUAGUAAUGCAAAAUCAAUGGAAUAAGUUUGAUCGCCCAGAUUCCUUCGAUACUUCUGAAGAGUACCACUCACAAGAACUGUCAAAGGUAGUUUAUCAUAGAGAAGAUUCACUGUCCAAGAGAAGUAAUAGGAGUUAUCAGGAACAAGGGGAGAAAGUUGAAUUUUCAGGGCCCCUUCUAUCUCAAAUGCAUACAGUGGAUGAGCUCUUAGAAAGACACGAGCGCCACAUUCGGCAUACAGUUCGAAGAUCAUGGUUUCAGAGAGGUAAGAAGCAUGGGAAUUAAAGUAACACCAAAUGUAUUAUUUUAUUCAUAUGGCACUAUGGAAGGAUAUAGAUCCUUCAACAUGGGAUCAAAAUGUCCUUGUGAGAGGGCCAUCACCAUUGGCCAAGUUCAGUGCUGUGACUGUGAACAACAAAGGAACAUCAGGAUGUACAGUGUAUACGACAGCAUGAGUUUUUACCUAGGAGCUCUGAAACACCAAUUUGAGCAUUGUGGUCCUUUCAGCUUCCAUCUUUCACAGUUCAAAGGAAUCAUAUUUAAUAAUUUCCUAAUUAAGGAGAGUAGCAUACUACUGAGAAGGAGCCUAGUUUUGCUGUAUUCCACAAUCCUCAAAUUUCUAUGUUUUUUCAAAAUCUCAAGUUGCACAAAAAAAAAAUACUGUCAUAAUUAAUUGAAGGAAAAAAAUGUCAACACAUGGUUACAACAUAUAUAACUUAUAGUCUAGUAAGAUGA